UCAGCUUCUUCAUCGUCUCUUCCGGAACAACCACCGUAGGAGGGAAAAAAUCAAUACACUGUAAAACGUUUUUCCUGGAAAAUCUGGGAUCGAUCACGACGAUGAGCUGAGCAAGUUGUUGGAUUUUCAUAAACUUCAUCAUGGGGGGAGCUUGUUCAAGGAAGAGAGAUCAACAGGAUGAGGAGAUUUUAAACAGAGGAGUCUCUGGAAAAUACUGCAAAAGUUCUAGCUCGAAGUGGUUAGCAACUUCGUUCACUAGGCCUGGUUUUGUUGUUCAAAGAAAAAAUGGUGAAUGCCCAACACUUAUGGAGCUCUGCCUCCGCAAAAUAGGAGAGGACAUUGAUAGAUACUCCAAAUUCUCUGACUUGCCAAGGGAUAUCAGUCAGCAAAUCUUUGAUGAACUGGUGUACUCUCAACGGUUGACUCUGAAGUCUCUCGAGGCAUUUCGAGACUGUGCAAUCCAGGAUCUUUACUUGGGAGAAUACCCCGGUGUAAAUGAUGACUGGAUGGAUGUCAUCUCCUCUCAAAGCACAUCGUUGCUUUCUGUUGAUUUUUCUGAGUCUGAUAUCACGGACUCUGGCCUGGCUUAUUUAAAAGGUUGCAAAAAUCUGGAAUCCUUGAACUUUAAUUUCUGUGACCAGAUAUCAGACCAUGGGCUAGAGCUUCUCAGUGGCCUCUCAAAUUUGACAAGCUUGAGCUUUAGAAGGAAUGCUGCAAUCACUGCGCAAGGAAUGCGUGUUUUUUCCCGUUUGGUUAACUUGAAGAAAUUGGAUCUCGAGAAAUGCCCUGGCAUUCGUGGUGGGCUCGUUCACCUUCGAGGUUUAACUAAAUUAGAAUCUCUUAACAUAAAAUGGUGUAAUUGCAUUACAGAUGCAGACAUGGAGUCUCUUUCAGGUCUUACAAACCUCAAAAGCUUGCAGAUCUGCUGCAGUAGGGUUACCGAUCUUGGUAUCAGCUACCUUAAAGGGCUAAGCAAGCUAUCUUUGUUGAACUUGGAGGGUUGCCGCCUAAUUUCUGCUGCAUGCCUGGAGUCACUUUCAGAUCUCACUGGAUUAAUGUUUUUGAACCUCAAUAGAUGCAAUUUUUCAGACAGUGGCUGUGAGAAGUUUGCUGAGUUAAUUAAUCUGAAGAUACUAAACUUGGGCUUGAACAACAUUACGAAUUCGUGCUUAGUGCACCUGAAAGGAUUAACAAAGUUGGAAAGCUUGAAUUUGGAUUCCUGUAGAAUUGGUGAUGCAGGACUUGUUCACUUGUCAGGUCUUGUACGCUUGAAAUGUCUGGAGCUCUCCGAUACCGAAGUUGGAAGUAAUGGCCUUCGCCAUCUCUCUGGUUUGACUAACCUGGAGAACAUAAAUUUGUCAUUCACUGUUGUGGCUGAUAAUGGUCUAAGGAAAUUAUCUGGAUUGACAUCUCUUCGAUCACUUAACCUGGAUGCUCGCCAUGUUACUGAUGCUGGGCUCUCCGCUCUUACUAGUUUGACCGGGUUGACUCACCUGGAUCUCUUCGGUGCUCGAAUCACAGAUUCUGGAACAAUUCAUAUACGAAAUCUCAAGAAGUUGGAGUCCCUAGAGAUAUGUGGUGGUGGGUUAACCGAUGCUGGAGUGAAGAACAUCAAAGAUCUCACAUCCUUGAUGUUCCUCAACCUUUCGCAGAACUCCAACCUUACUGACAAAACACUCGAGCUGAUUUCCGGACUGAAGGGGUUGAUGUCGUUGAACGUGUCGAACUCGCGCAUAACAAGCUCGGGAUUACGUCACCUGAAGCCAUUAAAGAAGCUGAGAUCGCUGACCCUCGAGUCCUGCAAGGUCACUGCCUUCGACAUCAGGAAGCUUCAGUCCACUGAUCUCCCAAACUUAGUGAACUUCCGUCCCGAGUAGUAAAUAUCUCAUCAUCAAGAAGGUAAGGUGACAAAGAUCCUCGAAUCCUUUUCUGUAAAUAAGUGAAAAAAAUGUAAAUAUGGGUUUUUCUUCAAGGGCUGAUGAAAUUGGGAGACCCUUUAAGCAGAAACUGUAAAUAAAGCUUUUCCCACAAACAUGAGUACUGGACUCUCUUUGUUCUCUCUCUCUCUCUCUAUGUAUAUAAAUCUUUUAUUUAUUUUUUAUGGAUUAUGGUCAUUACAUUCUA
Tarenaya hassleriana is the source of this 2124-nucleotide messenger RNA. Its product is annotated as EIN3-binding F-box protein 1-like. The record is from RefSeq and is a predicted model, not a curated record. NCBI's taxonomy places the organism in Eukaryota, Viridiplantae, Streptophyta, Magnoliopsida, Brassicales, Cleomaceae. The coding region runs from base 141 to 1877 and encodes 578 amino acids. Gene Ontology annotation, molecular function: protein binding. The transcript has 16 exons.